This is a messenger RNA of Callorhinchus milii (elephant shark), 1643 nucleotides long. RefSeq names its product N-acyl phosphatidylethanolamine phospholipase D (gene napepld). Lineage: Eukaryota; Metazoa; Chordata; Chondrichthyes; Chimaeriformes; Callorhinchidae. The record is from RefSeq and is a predicted model, not a curated record. Gene Ontology annotation, molecular function: N-acylphosphatidylethanolamine-specific phospholipase D activity; zinc ion binding. Gene Ontology annotation, biological process: N-acylethanolamine metabolic process; N-acylphosphatidylethanolamine metabolic process. The transcript is spliced from 6 exons. The coding region runs from base 302 to 1486 and encodes 394 amino acids. Gene Ontology annotation, cellular component: membrane-bounded organelle; cytoplasm.
UGCUUUACUUAGUGUUUGGGGGGGGGGGAAUUGAUGCAAAUCCCUAUGACACAGACUUCGAGGACUACCUUUUUGAGGAGGAGCCUUCUCAAAACACACACACACAGAAAGAAAUGUUUCAGGCUAUUUAGUCGGUGGCAAUCGACAGAGAAGGGGAGCCUGAGUCAAGUCAACUCUACUCGAUUAUACGCCAAAUUGGAUGGAUCUUUACGAGCUUUUGUGAUGUCGUUUUAUUAAAACUCUUGACUUUUUGUCCUGAUUUGACAGCCAGAAAAUUCGAUUGGAUUGGAGGGAUAAAGAAAUGGACGAACGCUCCCAAGGGCGGGCUCCACUUUCUCACAGCCACUACCCGAAGGAAGCCGUGAAGAAGCGAGGGAUCAAUGUCAGCCGAGACUCGAGGGGCAGCACCUCGUCCCGAGCUUCCAGGAAGAGUUUCCGGCUGGAUUACCGCCUGGAGGAGGACGUCACCAAAUCCAAGAGGGGAGAAAACGGCCGGUUCGUUAACCCUUGGCCGACCUGGAAACCUCCAGCUUUCACCAGCGUCCUGAAAUGGGCCCUAAUGGAGAAAGACCACAGCAACAUCCCCAGCUCCAAAGAGGAGCUUGAUGAAGCACUGCCAAUAGUGGAGCCGUACUUCGUCAAAGACCCCGAGUUGGUGGGUCGGACGGGCAAUGGGAUCCGGGUGACCUGGAUGGGACAUGCCUCUCUGAUGGUGGAAAUGGAGGGACUCGUCAUUCUAACCGACCCCAUCUUCAGCCAGCGAGCCUCGCCUGUGCAGUUCCUGGGGCCCAAGCGAUUCCGAAGCCCACCCUGCGCUCUGUCCCAGCUCCCCACCAUAGACGCCGUGGUCAUCAGCCACACGCACUACGACCAUUUGGAUUACAACACGGUGGUGAGUCUCAACGAGAGGUUUGGCAGUGACCUGCGCUGGUUUGUGCCUCUGGGCCUCUUGGACUGGAUGCAGAAGUGUGGCUGUGAGAAUGUGAUCGAGCUGGACUGGUGGGAGGAGAACUGUGUGCCCGGACACGACGACAUCACCUUUGUGUUCACCCCGGUGCAGCACUGGAGCAAGCGGACGGUCACAGAUGACAACAAGGUGCUGUGGGGCAGCUGGUGUGUCCUGGGACCUUGGAAUAGAUUUUUUUUUGCCGGAGAUACAGGUUACUGCGUGGCCUUCGAACAGAUAGGGAAACGGUACGGACCUUUUGACCUGGCCGCCAUUCCGAUUGGAGCCUACGAACCGAGGUGGUUCAUGAAAUAUCAACAUGUAAAUCCAGAGGAAGCUGUGAGGAUUCAUAUAGAUGUUCAAGCAAAAAAAUCUGUGGGAAUUCACUGGGGAACAUUUGCCUUGGCCAAUGAAUAUUACCUGGAACCUCGGAGCAAGCUCGAAGAAGCUCGCGAGAGAUAUGGAUUGAAACCAGAAGAUUUCUUUGUUUUGAAACACGGAGAAUCCAAGAACUUGAGUGAGGAGGAAGGCUUUGAAUGAAGAUGCAGCGCAGAAGAGGUGGAGCAGGCUCACCUCGACAUCGAUCAUGGUUAAGCUUGGUCUGAAAUUUCAUUGAAGUGCCAUUAGUUCAUGAAUCAUCUACAUUGAUUAAUCCUUGUGCACAAGUUCUCAAAUCAAGCAUGAAAUAUGCUCACAU